AUGCUGCACAGCCCGAUCCAGCGUGGUGAACCUGCCGAUAACUCCGCCUCCGUUACCAACCCCGCUGCCGGUCACACCACACCGCUCGUGAUCAUCGAUCUACCAUCUGCGCCCGUCGCCAGAACCACCCCGGUUACUGGUGCUACCGCAUCGCCAGUGCUCAUCGAGAUUCCCGCCGCGCAUGAUUUUUCAACCGUGCCACCCGAUCAGGAGGUUCAGACGAUGAACGCCAUGCGACUCAAGCCCCCGGAACUCAGCACCUCCGACAUCCAUACCUUUUUCUUCGCUCUAGAAAAUUGGUUUGAUGUGUGGAACCUCACUCCGCAAUGUGAUGCCAAGCGUUUUAAUAUCCUUAAAACGCAAAUCCCAACAAGCAUCCUUCCGGAAGUGCGACAUUUCCUGGAAAAUGUUCCUGCUACCGACCGCUACGAAGCCGCCAAGAGAGCCUUGAUCCAGUAUUUCGAAGAAUCGCAACGAAGCCGCCUACAUCGAUUGCUGUCGGAGAUGACCCUCGGCGAUCGGAAACCAUCCCAGCUGCUAGCAGAAAUGCGCCGAACGGCAAAAGGAGCAAUGACCGACCUAACCCUGGUCGAUCUUUGGAUUGGACGUCUGCCGCCCUACGUUCAAUCAGCCGUCCUCGCUGCUGCCACCAACGUGGAGGAGAAAGUGAAGGUAGCCGACGCAGUGAUGGAUUCCUUCGCCCUUUACCAUCGAACGGGGCCAUACCAACAUGUGUCCGAAGUGCGAAACGUGGAAAUGGAUCGCUUUGCUCAACAAGUGAACCAAUUAAGUGAACGUUUGGAAGCUGUGCUACGACAAGACCAUCGCCGUGAACCGUCCCGACCACGCUCGCAUCCUCGACCACUUCACCGCCGUUGGGCUAACUCUCCAGCCCGACCAACAGUAGAGGAAAUUUGCUACUUCCAUCGAAAGUUUGGAAAAGAUGCGCGAAAUUGCCGAGCCCCGUGUUCGUUUCACCAGCGUUCGCAAGGGACCAACGCAUCAUCCUGA
This is a messenger RNA of Anopheles funestus (African malaria mosquito), 1011 nucleotides long. RefSeq lists its product as uncharacterized. The record is from RefSeq and is a predicted model, not a curated record. The transcript has a single exon. NCBI's taxonomy places the organism in Eukaryota, Metazoa, Arthropoda, Insecta, Diptera, Culicidae. The coding region runs from base 1 to 1011 and encodes 336 amino acids.